AUGGCAACACCAACACCAACACCAAAUGGAAUUGCACAACGUUACAAAGAGCAAAAGGUUGUUUCACGCGCAAUCGAGAAGCAACUAAAGUCUGAGAAGCGUGUAUUGGCAACCGAAUUGAAGCUUUUGUUGCUUGGAACCGGUGACUCUGGAAAGAGUACCAUCGUCAAACAAAUGAAGAUCUUGCACAUGAAGGGAUACUCCCAAGAGGAUCGUCUCAACCAUCGAUCACUCAUCAACCGUAACAUCCUUGAGAUUUUCAACUCUCUCAUCGAUGGUUGUUCAAUUUUAAAUUUACAGAUCGCUCCAAAAUAUGAAGCAAUAUGUGAUAAAAUUUCAGAUAUGUAUUUAGGUAGAAAGUAUCAACAUUUGGAUAAACAAAUUUGGGAGGAUUUGGAAGCGUUGAGCAAAGAUGAAGCCAUCAAAACAGCAUUGAUAAGCAGUGGAUCGAAAUUCCAAAUUCAUUCAUCAGCCGAAUACUUUUUGGCUUCCAUCGGAAAAUUUUCUGAUUCAAACUAUAUACCAACUGAUCAAGAUAUUUUGUGGACACGUGUAUCUACAACUUCGAUUACAGAAACCAGAUUCAGUGUUAAAGGAAUUAAUUUUAGAAUGAUAGAUGUCGGUGGACAACGUGGCCACCGUGACAAGUGGAUUCACUACUUUGAGGAUGUCACUGCCAUUCUCUUUGUGGUGUCACUCAGCGAGUACGAUCAAGUGUUGGAAGAGGAUUCCACUGCCAAUCGUAUGACCGAAUCAAUUAAAGUAUUCAACGACACCAUCAACUUGAAGUGGUUCUCCGAAGUACCCAUCAUUCUUUUCCUCAACAAACGCGAUCUCUUCAGUGAGAAAAUCAAACGUACCAACCUAAAUGUCUGUUUCAGCGAUUACCAAGGUCCAUCGACCUACGAAGACGGACUCAAUUUCAUUAGAAAGAAACUGUUAGCUUGUAAUAAAUCAAAGAGCAUAUAUACUCAUGUAACUGCGGCAACUGAUACAUCAAAUAUUAGUGCUGUUUUCGACGCUGUAAAAGAUAUCCUAACACGACAAACAAUGGAAGAUGGUGGAAUCUAA
Molecule: messenger RNA, 1071 nt
Organism: Heterostelium album PN500
Lineage: Eukaryota; Evosea; Eumycetozoa; Acytosteliales; Acytosteliaceae
Gene: gpaG
Product: guanine nucleotide-binding protein subunit alpha
Exons: 4
Coding region: 1-1071 (356 amino acids)
Biological process (GO): adenylate cyclase-modulating G protein-coupled receptor signaling pathway
Cellular component (GO): heterotrimeric G-protein complex
Molecular function (GO): guanyl nucleotide binding; G protein-coupled receptor binding; G-protein beta/gamma-subunit complex binding
Source: RefSeq, a predicted model, not a curated record